AUGUCCGUCCUCAUCUCCAAGAACCUGGCUGGCCCAGCGUACAUCAUCCUUAAUGUCGUCCGCGCUCUGAACAUCGUCGGCCUGCUCAUGGUCGCCACCGCCAGCGUCCUCAUGCUGGUCAAGACCAUCGUCGUCUCGCGCUUCUUCUUCUUCGACGGCUGCAGCCACGUUAUCACCGCCUGCAUCAGCUUGUUCCUCGUCGCGUCCGAGGCCUGCCUCUUCCGCAGCUACUUCCGCAAGAACUGGCCGCUCUUCAGCCCCGAGCAUGGCUUCGUCGCUCUGGGAUUGGCCAUGAUCCUACUCGGCGUCAACACCCUGGGCAACCUCAACAAGGAUGCCACGAGCGUCGAGAACCUCGGCGUGCCCUUCUGGAGCGUCGUCAUCAGCUCCGGCAUCAUCAUCCUGGUGCUCGGCUUCGUCAACAUCAUCGCGAGCUACGUCUUCCGCGACACCAAGCUCCGCAUCACCGCCCGCAAGGUCCGCUCCAAGGGCGCCGUGUCCAUCCAGGACGCCGAGGCCCAGCUCGAGGCCGAGAAGACGCUCAGCAUCAAGUCGUCCAUGCAGAGCAUGACCCUCAACCAGUCCCCCUGGAGCACCCCGGCCCGCAAGUCGCCCUCGGCCCUGUCCACCCAACACCAGCCCCUCGUCCACUCCCCGCAGCCGACCUACUCGCCCACCCGCUCCAUCUUCCAGCAGGCCCGCCAGUCGCUGCUCCCCUCCCACUUCCGCACCUCGCGCUACACCGCCUCCAACUACAGCCGCUCCUUCUUCGGCGGCCGCCCCGACGACAACGAGGAGAAGCCCCCGGUCCCCGCGCUGCCCCCCUACCCGACCUCCGAGGCCGGCGGCGGCCGCGCCCCGUCCUUCCGCGAGAAGACGGGCCUGCACCAGAAGAGCGCCAGCGCCGACACCACCCGCAGCAGCAAGCGCCACAGCAAGCGCAGCAGCCUCGGCCGCUUCCCCAUCAACAUCUCGUCCCCGCUCACCACCAACCCGCGCUUCGCCUCGCUCGUCAACGGCGUCAAGAAGCCCGACCUCGCCCACCACCCCAGCCAGCGCCAGCGCCGCCUCACCGCCGCCGAGAACGAGAAGACGAACGACAAGGAAGACAACCCGUAUGAGCUUCCUCAUGACUUCUAA
Messenger RNA from Diplodia corticola, 1140 nucleotides. RefSeq lists its product as uncharacterized. The record is from RefSeq and is a predicted model, not a curated record. NCBI's taxonomy places the organism in Eukaryota, Fungi, Ascomycota, Dothideomycetes, Botryosphaeriales, Botryosphaeriaceae. The coding region runs from base 1 to 1140 and encodes 379 amino acids. The transcript is spliced from 2 exons.